This is a messenger RNA of Strongylocentrotus purpuratus (purple sea urchin), 1359 nucleotides long. Its product is annotated as scavenger receptor cysteine-rich domain superfamily protein-like. NCBI's taxonomy places the organism in Eukaryota, Metazoa, Echinodermata, Echinoidea, Camarodonta, Strongylocentrotidae. Bases 1 to 1359 code for a protein of 452 amino acids. The transcript has 6 exons. The record is from RefSeq and is a predicted model, not a curated record. Gene Ontology annotation, cellular component: membrane.
AUGACUCAGUCGUUAAAGCGUCGAUUUCUCUGUCAGACCAAAGAUCGUUCUGUAAGACUGGGGGAUGCUACAUCAUUUGGAAGAGGCAGACUGGAAUACCUGGAUGAAAACGAAGGUUGGGGAACUGUGUGCAACCAGGCCUGGACCCAAUCAGACAGCACAGUAGCAUGUAAUCAUCUGGGAUUCAAUCCUCUUAGCGCCUAUGAUGCCUUCCCCGCCUCUGGAGGAGACGACCUGCCGAUAGUGCUUGGAGGCCUUCGAUGUUCCCAUCAAACUAGAUUAGAUGAAUGUGAGAGGGAUUAUGACUGGACACCUGAUAGCUGUAUGCAUUCGCAGGACGUUGGGGUACAAUGCAAGCCCCCUGUGGGCAUGAGGUUACUGACAGAAUACAAUUUCGCAGGUAUACCUUCUGUAUAUUAUGGACGAACCUGGGGAUUAUUCUGCUCAGACAAUUGGAACAUCAACGCAGCUCGUAUAUUCUGCAUUAACUAUGGUUUUCAAGAUGCAGUAUCGAUAUUUGACCUGAUAGGAGAUCCAGCGACUCUACCGAGUACGAUUGUGAACACAAUCAGCUGUACAGGAGACGAAGAAUACUUCACCGAUUGUCCUCAGAUAGAAUGGGCCUAUCAUGGAGAAUGCAGCCAGAACACUCGACUCGGUGUUGUGUGUCAAGUGGGGAAAAAAUCACUUAGCAUCGUCAACCCGAAUCCUGAUUACCCUGAAUACGGUCGAGUAGAAGUGACCGUCAACAAAUUGUUCAAAGGUACCAUCUGUAACAAGACGUGGGACCAGGCUGCAGCUAAUGUGGUCUGUCGUGAUCUUGGUUUUAAGCGAGGAGCGCAAAGGUUCUUCACCAUCGGAGGAGAGGAUAAAGGAGACAUAUUCGACAGCGUACACUGCACUGGGGAUGAAGACAGUUUUAGCGAUUGUCGGAGUGAGUUGGUCCCAGAAUCACGUUCGGACUGCAAUCACACUCAAGACGCUGGCGUCGAAUGUGUCGCAAACGACGACACAUUGAUUGUCUUCUUAAGAGGUGCAGGUUCCUAUGAGGGCUUGGUGUAUUACCGAGUAGAGGAUCGACGUGCUUUGAUAUGUGAUCAGACAUGGACUGACAAGGAAGCCGCUGUGGCAUGUCGUAUGCAGGGAUACGAAUGUGGUACAGCAACCAAAGUAGUCGAUCUAGGACCAGAAGUUUCUACUAAUAUCUUACAAUGGGAUAUUGUGUGUAAUGGCAAUGAAGAAAGACUAAAAGACUGUACUGUGACAAAAAGAGACAACCCGACCUCAUGCACUCCUGAAAACAUUGCUCAGGUUAGAUGCGGACCAAAGGAAGGUAAAUGGGCACCCGGCAAGAAUUAA